Rotaria socialis is the source of this 1164-nucleotide messenger RNA. Lineage: Eukaryota; Metazoa; Rotifera; Eurotatoria; Philodinida; Philodinidae. The record is from the annotation of a GenBank genome assembly.
AUGGAAUGGGCAACAAAUUUAAUAUCAGAAAUUUAUAAAUAUCUUAGCCAUCGUGAUGAUACAGCUAUCGAUCGUCUCAAUCGUUUAUAUACUGUGACACUUCUAUCAGCAUUUGUUACAUUGAUUUCUUCUCAACAAUAUAUUGUCGGUGGACGUAUUAUUUGUUGGACACCACAAGAAUUCACUAAAGCACAUAAUACAUAUUCGGAUGAUAUAUGUUGGUUAGGCCAUAGAAAUUAUUAUGUACCAGAAAAUGUUACUAUAUUAGAUAGUCCAUCAACGCCAAGAACUUAUCCAUUUUUAAUCUAUCCAUGGCUACCAAUAAUUCUUAUUGCUAUGACUGUAAGUUUUAUUUUACCAUAUUUAUUAGUGUGGCAUGGAUUAUCGGCAAGGUUUGGCAUUGAUAUAAAACGAUUAAUACAAUUAGAUGAUCCAGUAGCAUCAUCUCGAUCAAUACAUUUUGUAUUAUCUCAAAAUUAUUCAAUAAAAAAUCAUAGACGAUGUUAUGUUAUAAGUAUAUAUUUACUGAUGAAAUUUUCUUAUAUUAUUAUUUUAUUUGGCCAACUUAUUCUUAUCAAUAGAUUAUUAACAGGAGAAUAUUUUAUAAUUGAUAUUCAACAAAUCUUCAAUAUUCUAUCUGUUAAAUAUAAUAUGUGGUCAUCAGCGCAUAUACCAAUUGAAACAAUGUGUGAUUUUAUGGUUCGAAUGUUAGGUCAAAAUAAUAAUUGGUAUACAGUACAAUGCAUUCUACCAUUUAAUUUAUUUACUAAACGAAUAUUUGCUUUAUUAGCAAUAUGGUUCAUAAUUUUAUUCAUUUUAAAUAUUAUUGAUUUCGUCUACAUUUGGCUAUGGAAACGUCUAUGGUUAAGUUCACAUAGAUAUGAUUAUGUAUUUAAUUUUUUUGAUUUAUAUGAAAUCUAUCUGGAUAACAAGAAAGAUGAUCAUAGACUAAGAUUGGCAACUACGAAUAGCCGAAUACUACGUCAAGAGUUUGUUUAUAAAUAUUUAAAUAUAGAUGGUUAUUUGUUACUCAAAUUGUUACAUGAAAAUUCGUCUGAUAUAAAAAUGAGUUAUCUUGUGGCUAAUCUUUUUAAACAGUUUUCACAAGAAAAAAAUCAACAAUAUCAAAUCAUUCAACGACAUGAUAGUAGUACUGAUGUAUAA